Messenger RNA from Perkinsus marinus ATCC 50983, 1866 nucleotides. RefSeq lists its product as hypothetical. The transcript is spliced from 16 exons. The record is from RefSeq and is a predicted model, not a curated record. The coding region runs from base 1 to 1866 and encodes 621 amino acids. Lineage: Eukaryota; Perkinsozoa; Perkinsida; Perkinsidae.
AUGGACGAUUCCGAUGAGAUCCCCUCAGUGGAGGCAGUUGAAGGUGCUGAAGAAGUACGGCCGGCUAAGAAGGCGAGGACCAACUGGAAGGAGUUGGCGGCGACAGCUAAGCCUAAUCCUAAUGAAGGCGGUGGGCUCUUCGAGUUCACUGGUCUAAUGCCCCAUCUGUCGGCAACAGCAUGCGCUGCGACUACCGAGUAUGUCGUUGGGAUGGGCUCUCGUUAUUGUCACGGGUGUGGCAGCUUAUUGGCGAGGCAUAAGAUUGGGGUUAGGGGAAGUAUGAGACCGCGGCCUGGGAAUGUCGAGCAAUUCUUAUCGAUUUUCUGUCGACUGAGGAACGCUCGGGUGACGGUGAUGGCCUUGGCGCUGGGGGAGCUGGUGAAGGGAAAAGACGCGCACAAGGUUCUGGAGGAAGUCAAACGGCAACUGUCCGAGGUGUCCCGGCAAGUUGAAGAUUUGCCUGACACGAAUUCUAAGCCGCGGCUCAUGAGUGCCCUAAAGGAAGCCUUGGGGCCUCUGGAAGAGAUACCGGCUAAGAGAGAGCGGCCCGAAGGGGCAGAGGAGGAGGUGGAGGAGGAACAGCAUGUUGACAUGGUGUGUGUGAAGAAGUCUAUUGAGGUCGCUAUGAAUCUCGAUGGAGCGUACUUCUGGAUGUACUAUAUGUGCACUAUGUCGUUUGAGCACGGCCAUAGGGUUCCCUCUGGGGGGUCGUCCUUGGCCUUGCCGCCGCCGUUGGAGUAUUACUCUGUGUGGUGUCUUCUGGCCGAGGAAGAUGUUGACAGGCAGGAGAAGGUGGGCUCGGUAUUGAGUGGAUGGGAUGAGAAAAAACGAAGGCACUUGGGGGAGGCGGAGCGAAGCAUUAUUGAUGAAGCUACCCGUAUCCUCGAUGGCCCCUCUUUCGACACUACUGCCUGUAAGAACCCACUCUACUCUAUACAGUGUAUCCGCUGGGUAGAGUCUCAGCGUGUAUCGCAUGCCCUACUAGAGGGAGGCAAAGUGGAUACGUGGGAUGCCCUGGUACCAUGUGGGAUGGGCACAAGGGCGGAGGAGACGCAGACGUUGAAGCAGGGGGAUCCGCUGAUGCCUAGCAAGAUUCUCUCGGACUGGGUCGAUUCGACGAGAGACUAUAUGUGCCAUAUAUACGCCUAUGCAACACCUACGGAGUCUGCUCUAGAGCUCCUGUCGAGCUUUGUUCCAGGUGGGGUCGUUGAGGUCGGCAGUGGUACCGGGUAUUGGGCCAAGCUGUUGAGGGAUCGAAAUGUGAAAGUAUUGGCCUUGGAUAAGAACCCACCGGAUCACCAAGCCAAUGCUUACCAUGGCCGAUGCAGACCACACACUGAAGUGAAGAAGGGUAACGCCGCGGAUCUGCAGUCGUUGUCAGCAGAGGAGUACCCUAAGCUCAUGCUGUGCUACCCGCCACCUCAGGAGCAUAUGGCGGCUGAGGCGAUUGGUAACUUCAAGGGAGACUAUGUGUAUCAUAUUGGGGAGUGGUUUGGUGACACGGGGACGCUAGCGAUGCAGAAGGCCCUUGGUCAAGGGUUUAGGAUGAUCAGAAGGGAACCGCUACCGAACUGGCCCAGCACCAGCUAUGAGAUGACUAUAUGGAAAAGAAGGUCGAAUAAGGAUGACGAUAAAGGGGAGAACGCCUUACCGGCUGUUGCAUGUUCCCAUUGUGGCAGGAAGGCUCAGGUCAGAUGCCGUGUUACUUGUGAGAUAGCGUAUUGUAAUAAGGAAGAAUGUCUCGAUGCCCAUAGGAGUAGACACCGGACGCUGAUGGCUUUCAAAAUGGUGCCGGUACACAAGAAGCUGAUGAGUAGUUUGAAGCUGAGCAAUAAGCAAGCACUGCGAAAGCUCAGACGGCGAUGA